Molecule: messenger RNA, 2171 nt
Organism: Oryza sativa Japonica Group (Japanese rice)
Lineage: Eukaryota; Viridiplantae; Streptophyta; Magnoliopsida; Poales; Poaceae
Product: peptidyl-prolyl cis-trans isomerase CYP59
Biological process (GO): protein peptidyl-prolyl isomerization
Cellular component (GO): nucleus
Molecular function (GO): zinc ion binding; peptidyl-prolyl cis-trans isomerase activity; RNA binding
Source: RefSeq, a predicted model, not a curated record
CAAUUUUUUGUCAUAAAAAACAAAAAAGAAAAAAAAUAGAAACACCUCGUCGGCGUUUAGAAAGGCGGUUGGGGUUCGGCGGCGGCGGCGGAGGCCGGUGAGUAUCCGCGGCCGCGCGAACCAGUCGCCUGAGCUCCCAGAAGCAUCCGGCGCUGCGGCUCCUCCGUGAUUUGUGUAUUUUUCCCCUUGAAUCCCGCGCCGUCGCGGCCGCCGUGUGCUCUUGCCGCCGGCGAGAAGGGGGGAAAACGCCCGCGGAGAUGUCGGUCCUCAUCGUGACCAGCGUGGGGGACAUCGAGGUGGACCUCCACACCGACAUGUGCCCCCUCACCACCAAGAACUUCCUCAAGCUCUGCAAGAUGAAGUAUUACAAUGGGUGCCUGUUCCACAAGGUGGAGAAGGAUUUCUUGGCACAAACUGGGGACCCAACUGGAACAGGAGCUGGAGGCGAUUCUGUAUACAAGUUCCUUUAUGGUGAUCAAGCUCGAUUUUUUGAUGAUGAGAUCCGACCAGACCUUAGGCAUUCAAAAAAGGGAACUAUUGCUAUGGCGAGUGCUGGUGAAAAUUGCAAUGCCUCGCAGUUCUAUAUCACCUUGCGGGAUGACGUAGACUACCUUGAUGAUAAACACACAGUGUUCGGCAUGGUUGCUGAAGGCUUUGACACGCUGACAAAGAUUAGUGAAACAUAUGUUGAUGAUAAAGGGAGACCAUUUAAGGACAUCAGGAUUAAACAUACGUAUGUCUUGGAUGAUCCUUUUGACGAUCCUCCUCAGCUCAGUGAACUUAUUCCUGAGAAUUCUCCUGUAGGGAAACCACAGGAUGAGAUUGCAGAAGAGCGCUUAGAGGAUAGCUGGGUCCCUAUGGAUGAAAUGGUGGCUCCUGAAGAACUUGAGGAGAUGAUCCGCUCCAAAGAAGCACAUACAAAUGCUGUGAUUCUUGAGAGCGUGGGAGAUAUUCCAGAUGCUGAGAUCAAACCACCAGACAACGUUUUAUUUGUUUGUAAACUCAACCCAGUAACACAAGAUGAAGAUUUAUAUACAAUUUUUUCUCGUUUUGGAACUGUGACAUCAGCUGAAAUAAUCCGUGAUUACAAGACUGGUGAUAGCUUAUGCUAUGCUUUUAUUGAAUUUGAGACAAAGGAGGCUUGUGAGCGGGCAUUCUUCAAGAUGGACAAUUGUUUGAUUGAUGAUCGAAGAAUACAUGUUGACUUUAGUCAAAGUGUUUCAAAACUGUGGGGUCAGUUCAGACAAAGCAAAAGAAAUGCAAAUAAAGAUGGAUGCUUCAAGUGUGGCGCCCCUGAUCACAUAGCCAAAGACUGUGACCAGGGCACUGAGCAGAAAAACAAAGGCCCAAGUUAUGUCCUGAAAGAUGAAAACACUCAGCGUGGUGGAAAUAACCGUCGAAGCUAUGAUCUUGUCUUUGAUGAAGAUGGUGAAAAUUAUACUGAUCAGCAAGAUCCUGGAAGUACUGGCCGAAGAAAGAUUCAAAGAACAGAUGAUCGCAAAUCAGGGCUGCCACCUCGGGGUGACCAUGACAGGAUUAGCCGGGAGAGAACUCACAGUGAUGAGAAUGGUAGAGAAGGUGGUAAAGAAGGUGAUAGGGACCGAGGGAUUCGUAAGCACGAGGACUACCACCGUUACAAUAAAUCUGGUGAACGGAGCUCUAGUAGAUACGAUGAUCGUGGCUACAGCAAGCACGAGAGCAGGGGCAAAUAUAGGGAUGGCAAUGAUGAUUACAGACGACAACCGGGAGGUGGCAGUCGAUAUGGCAGGGAUAAGUAUGAAGGUGAACGGCGCUACAGAGAAGAUGAUGGCCAUGGAAGGAGUGACCGUCACAAGAGAGAUGAAAGUGAUAACAGGAAAAGAAGCCCAGAUACUGGUAAGCAUAGAAGAGAAGACGGUGGUCACCGUGAGACAAGCAAGCACAGGGAAAGGAGGCAGAGAGAUGAUAGAUAGGUCACUGCAUCACCGUCAGUUUUGUCUUGCCUGUUUCUCAUCAUACAUUGAAUUUUGUCAUUCUUAAUCCAAAGAUAGCACCAGAACACUAAACAUGUAGCUUAGAAUCUGCGUGUAGACAUUAUGAGAGCUCCACUGGCUACAGAUUGUUGUAACUUGUAGACCUUUUCUUUUCUAUACAUGCUCAUGGACGUUGUUCUUUUUGGGGGACGAUCACCA